UCUGGACAGAUUUUAUAUGUAUGUAUGUAUGUAUGUAUGUAUGUAUGUAUGUAUAGCCCGAGCAGAUUUUGUUAAUUUUCACCGCAAUCCAUAAUUCCAUAUGCAUAAAUACUGGGUGUGUUGGUUAGAUUCUUUUUGGGGUAGGAUAUGCUUAUCCGGGUUGAGUGAUGAGCAUAUUUAUUUAUUGACGUGCUCGUCAAGUGCUAAAAUUUUAGUUGGAAUUUCACGAGCUUUGUUCUAUGUCGGUCUUCUCGUCGCGAUCAGGAUUACUAUUUGCCAAUAAUAUAUAAAACAGAACUGCUCAUCAAAAGAUGCACCAUUUAUAAUUUUGUCCAAAUUUCAAGAAAUAAUAACUGUUUGCAUAUGCUUGUCAUGUAGGGGUGCGCGUGCAUGCAAUUAUAUGACCGCCAUUCCUAAAAAAAAAGCUUCACACCUUCACUAGAUGUUUGGAUGCAAUUAUCGUCUCUCCCGGCCGUCUUCGCCGCACCCGGCCGGCCGGAGCUCCUCCAGGCUUAGCCACAAGUAAUUAACCACCCAAAAACGCCAAAUCUCCCUUUCCAAUUCACUGUCCACUUGAAAUUACGGUGAUGGACAGAUCGUCAACCAAUUGGCGAGGAGGAAGUCUCCUUAUAAUAUAUGAGAAUAGAUAGAUGAUGGAGAGAAAAAAAGAGGGCAUCAUACUUUGUUCUUUAGUACUUCCUCCGUUCUAAAUUAUUAGUCCUUUUAGCUUUUAUAGAUAUAUCAUUUUUCCUAUGCAUCUAGACAUAAUAUAUAACUAUAUACAUAGCAAAAACUACGCAUAUAGAAAAGCCAAAACGGCUAAUAAUUUGGGACGAGGGAGUAAAAAAAAAUUAGCAUCUCCUAAUAACUUGUCAAGAAAAAAAAGUUAGCAUCUCCUAAUAACUUGUCAAGAAAGAAGAACCUGGUGAGUCACAUGUUCUUCACUUUCGAGCUGGUCACAUUUUCACUUUGGAGCUGCUGGUGGUCACAUCGAUCGCAUCUAUCUACAGCUCAGUCUACUGCGUGCGUUCCUGCUUUAAAUCACUCACUCGCAGCUUUAUUUGUCGCACUUGAUGAAAAAAAGCAAACCUACGCAUACACGCGAUGCUCUUCUCGUCUUGUUUUGUUUUUGCUGGAAGAACAAUUUCAUACUGCAUGCUCUUCCUCUUCGAUAUAUCCAAAGUUAUAAAUAGCAGGCUAUAGCUUCCGCUAUAAACCGCUAUAGCUUAUAGAAAGGACAGCUCCGCCGCUAAACGUCUUAGCCGGCGAUUUAAAAUAUUGGAUAUAUCAUCCAAAAAAAUUGAGAUGAACUACUAGUAGUAGCAGUAGUCAUUACAUAUUAUAAAUACAAGCCUUGUGUCGUCGCUAGCUAGCUAGCUAUUACAAGUCAGUUAGCUGUCUAUCUCGAAGCCAACAAGAUGUUCGAGAAUGUCAUCUGCGACCAAUCCACUCGGCAGUUCGUCUCCAACCUCACCUCCACGUACGUGAACGAGAGCAAUGAGGCGUCCAUGGUGGCGGCCUCCGUGAUCAUGUUCGUCCUGGCCGGGGUCUUCUUCAACCUCAACCUCUUCAGCGGCAUCUCCGACGUGAGCGCCAUCCUGGACCCCAAGGUCCGCAUCGUCCUCUCCUCGGCGCUCUCCCUGCUACUCCCCGUCAUGUCCUACCUCUUCUCCGAGGCCAAGAACGCCGGCGCCACCGCCCGCUCCACCGCCACCGGCGGCAAGCGCGCAACGGACCUCACGCUGCAGGCCCUGGUCAUCCUCGCGUGGAUGCUGCUGGUGGAGCUCCUCCGCAAGAAGGUGGACGAGAUCCGCAUGAAGGGCAUCUCCAGCAGCCUCCAGCGCGCCGGCCGCGUCGCCUGGCUCGGCAGCCUCGUCUUCUUCAACGUCCGCAGCGCCGGACGCAAGAUCAUCUUCGGCGUCCUCUGGAUCAUCUCCGCCACCACCGUGCUCCAGCGCAUCGCCUUCACCGAGUUCGGCAAACGCUCCUACGCCCACGGCAAGAACGCCCGCCUCGUCGCCUCCUACAUGGCCUGGAUCCUCGGCCCCGGCGGACAACCCGGCGCCGCCGCCGCCCAGAACGCCGCCGCGACAUCACAAGCCGGCGCGCCGGCGGAGGAGCACGCCGGUGUUCCCGUCGUCGUGCACCACCACCACGACGGCGACCACGACGUGGAGCGUGCUGCUGCUGCUCAGCGGCGGAUGCCUGAUGAGCAGCUGCUCAAGACGUGCCGGUACAUCGUGGUCGGAGAAGACCAGCUGGUGAAGGAGGCGACGGCGGACGGCUACGACCUGAACGUCGGCAAGAACGGUGUCGUGGCCGCCCCCGGCUUCGUCACCGUCGGCGAUGUCUGGAGCCUCGCCGAGAGUGACCCGACCUUAGCCAAUUGGGAUCAAGACCAACGCCUGAGGAGGCUCUGCCUCUCCUUCGCCCUCUUCAAGCUGCUCCGCCGCCGGUUCGAGCAGCACGAGCCGCUGACCGAGGAGGAAGCCGCCCACGGCCGGGAGCUCAUCCUCAAGGGCCUCUACUACACCAAGGUCAACAAGGUGGACGGCCAUGGAGGCACGGCGGCGACGGACUCGGCGGCGGUGUUCCAGGUGAUCAACGACGACGUCAACUUCCUCUCCGAGUACUACCACUCCGUGGUCCCCGUCAUCUUCGCGAGCCCCUUCUUCCUGCUCGCCAACUACCUCCUCCUCCCCGUGGUCGUGCUCGGGCUCUGCCUCAUGGUCGUCUUCCUCUGCGGCAACGGCGACCUCCGCUAUGCCAUGGCCAGCAUCCACGACGACAACUACACUCUCAACACCGGCAUCAGCAACCUCACCCUCUGCCUCCUCAAGGAGGUCGCCAAGAACCCCCCCAACUCCUUCUUCGCCCUGCUCGACCUCUCCAUCACCCUCCUCCUGUUCGUCAUCUUCGUCUACGAGUCCGUGUGGGAGCUCGCCGUCUUCCUCCUCUCCAACUGGUUCAUGGUCGCGCUCGUCUGCGACUACACGGGGCGGCCGGCGUGGCGGGGGAAGCCCGGCUUCCGGUGGGCCUUCCGCCAGGUCCGGUGGCUGCGCAGCAGGAUGAGCCACGGCGAGCUCACCAUCAAGCAGUUCUCCGUGCUCAACCUGCGCUGGCCGCCGGCGUUCCCGCUGCCGUCCACGCUCUCCCUGCUGGUCCGGGCCAGGACCGUCCCGGCCUGCGUCAAGGACGCCAUCAUGGAGUACCUCGUCGAGCAUGGCGGCGGCCGCGCCGCCCCCAUCUCCAUCGGCAAGCCCGUGCUGGCCGACAAGGUCGAAGAAGCCGGCGGCGGCAACCCGUUCUCGGAUCUCGGAUGGGCGUUCCCGUUCAAGAGCACGAGCAUCGCCGAGAUCAUCCUCACCUGGCACAUCGCCACCACCAUGUUCGGGGACAAGUUCCUGUCGUCUCCGUCUCCGGCGGCGGCCUCGGCGAGCAGCAUCGUGGCGACGAGGCUGUCGAGGUACUGCGCGUACCUGGUGAUGUUCCACCCGGAGCUGCUGCCGGACAACCCGGACAAGACGGAGGACGUGGUGGAGCGGAUGAAGAAGGAGCUCAAGGAGGGCCUCGGCUGCCUCGAGUUCUUCUUCUUCCGGAAGGCGGCCCGGGUAGAGAGGAUCAUGAAGCUCAGAGGGGAGGGGACCUGGACGGAGAAGAAGGUGGUGAAGAAUGGCGUGACGCUGGGCGCCUCGCUGCAGGAGAAGGCGGUGGCGGCGGCGGGUCAUCCGGAGAGGGUGUGGAGGAUGCUGGCCGACGUGUGGACGGAGCUCAUUGUGUACCUGGCGCCGUCGACCGACGAGGAGCGCAUGAAGGGGCACGAGGAUGCUCUGAUGCAGGGCGGCGAGUUCAUCACCGUGCUCUGGGCGCUCACCACGCACACCGGCAUAUCCCGGCAGCCCAUGCCGGGUGCCGGUCAGGGCGGAGAUGGCGAUCGCGCUGGCCGGGCCGCAGCUUCACCUGGAUCCGGCCAUUGAGCUAGUCGCUUGCAUAUUAUAUCACUGCUGCUUGCUUGCUCAUUGAGUUUGUAUUGCGUGUUCUGUGUAUUUGUUGUUUACCUCCCUUUUGAUUCAUUCUUCUGAGUAGUGUCAGGAUUUUUAUGCGUGUACAGGCUUUCAUGAGUGCCAGAGUGUACGUUCUGAGUACGCUCUGAAGUAUUACGGAAGAAAUCGAUAUGGAUUUUGUAAUUCAGCAGAAAUCCUGUUUGAAUUUUAUACUACAUAUGUUUUGAUUUA
This is a messenger RNA of Panicum virgatum (switchgrass), 4235 nucleotides long. RefSeq lists its product as uncharacterized. Bases 1419 to 3977 code for a protein of 852 amino acids. Lineage: Eukaryota; Viridiplantae; Streptophyta; Magnoliopsida; Poales; Poaceae. The transcript has a single exon. The record is from RefSeq and is a predicted model, not a curated record.